Molecule: messenger RNA, 1695 nt
Organism: Teleopsis dalmanni
Lineage: Eukaryota; Metazoa; Arthropoda; Insecta; Diptera; Diopsidae
Exons: 4
Coding region: 1-1695 (564 amino acids)
Source: RefSeq, a predicted model, not a curated record
AUGUCGGUUUCAAUGAAAUUGGUGUGGUUUAUGUGCCUUUGGUUAAGUGCCUUUACUUAUGUAUAUUGUGCACCUUACGAAGUAGUGUACACCGGUGACAGCUGUGAUUGCCCAUCGAAAUUGAACUACCAAGUGAAUGUGCCAAAAAUAUCGAAAACGAAAAAAUAUCGACCAAGCGAAUAUGGCUAUAGUAUAGAUGUUCCAGUGCAAGCCGCCAAGGCAAAAGUUACAUAUUCAUUUGAUUUUCAAGUUGAAGAACCAAAACCACCAAAGCCUGUACCCCAAAAAAAUUUGAAAUUAUUUGCAAAAGUCGAUCGUGUAAUUAUAAAGAAAAAUGACUGCGAAGACACGUCUGGAUCAUCAGGUCAAAACCCAACAUAUUCUUCUUGUAAUUGUGGCCAAUGCGGUGUCACUAAACCACUUUAUAGGUAUGUAUAUAAGCGCGAAACACCCUGCAAGUGUCAGAAAACGAAUUGUAAAUGUAACUCAAAUCCUCCAAUCGCAAUACGUUAUGUUAGACUAACGAAACCAACAUUAGGCUUGAUUGGUAGUCCCAAUGCUUUCAAUUUCAUAGAAAAUACAAGGGAAAUAGCUCCAAAUAUUGAUACAUUCAAAUUAAUCAGAGCAGUCGAUGAUGAUAUGUAUGAUGAACCUAAUAAUAUAAGACGUAAACGGGAUAUACAACGUGUCUUUUAUCGACCACGUAAAUUUGGUGCAGAGCGUCCUGGACGAUUUGUGAAGAAAUAUCACAAAAACUUAUCGGAUAAAGAACGCGGCCUAUUUGAUUUACGACUUUUUGCAGAUCCAAAAACAAAAAAAUCUAAACGCAAAAAUAAAAAGGUGCCAUCAUCACGUCUUUACUCAAGAAUUGUUAAACGUGACAUUAAAGGUGAGUACGACCUUUUAGAAAAAGAACGUGAGCAAAUGGAUUUAACAUUGCCAGAAAUUAUACAGUUUAUGCCGGAAACAUUACAACCAAACUAUAAGAGAGGUCAAUGUCAUUUUGGUUAUAAUGAAGAUAAAUCCAAAGAAAAUAGUAUACAAAGUACUUACACAAAACGUAACGCCGGUCAAUAUUUAUUGCCUUCUAAAGAAACUACAACAGAUGAAAAGCGUACUGAUACUAACCGAUACUCUAAAUCUUCACAACCCAAAAAAGCACUUCAACCAAACCAGCCUCAACCAAACCAGCCUCAACCAAACUUAUAUGCACCGCCGCAGCCUAAAACUAUAUACACAAGUUUUCAUAAUCCCUACAAUAGAGAUGGUUUAGGUAUGAUUGUGUCUGCUUCUUCAGUAUCCGACCGUUCUGGGAUUCCAUUACAAUAUGCUGGCGAGCUACACAGUUUAGGUAAUGCAUACAAAGUACCGUUGCAAAUUUCAGCACCUAUUGUUGGUGCACGCCAUUAUCCAGUCCAGCAUGUAUCAAAUGAAGAGCUGGAUAAAAUUAUUGCCGACAUCGUUUAUCGACAUCCAGACUUUAUUGAUGCGACCUCACAUUACGGUGGUGCGUUAGUAGAUCCCGAACCAGUGCAAGCAGAACAAACGAAGGAUUUUUUGCAGAAACUUAUUGAGGGCCGUUUGAGUUCAUUAUUCCAUCGAGAACAUAUACCACGAAACUUACGAAAUUACAAUAACCCAUUUUCCACCUACAGUUCACCUCCAGUCAUUAACUACCAUUCAUCACUUUAUUAG